Molecule: messenger RNA, 1326 nt
Organism: Lachancea dasiensis
Lineage: Eukaryota; Fungi; Ascomycota; Saccharomycetes; Saccharomycetales; Saccharomycetaceae
Source: the annotation of a GenBank genome assembly
AUGAAAGUAUCUUCAUCUGUUUUUCAAUCAGCUGCCAAGAGCAUAGAUAAGUACGCCCAAUUCGUUCCUAAGUCAGGAGUAUUUCCCAAGGGAUACGAAGUCGCUUCUUUAGCAUCUGGCGUGAAGAAAAAUGGUGCUUUGGAUCUUGGUAUAAUCCGCAACAUCAACAAGUCUAAAAAGUCCAGUGCUGCUGCCGUGUUUACAACUAAUAGAUUCAAAGCUGCGCCUGUGCAAUUUUCAAGAAAAGUCCUCCAAUCGCGUUCUGGCGAGGGUAUUGAUGCAAUUGUGGUCAAUUCGGGGUGUGCUAACGCAGUGACCGGUGAACUGGGACUACAAGAUGCGGAAAAAGUUGCGGGACAAGUAAAUAAGCUCGUUGGCAACUCUGAUAGCACGUUGCUCAUGUCCACCGGUGUCAUCGGACAAAGGCUUCAGCUGGAAAAAAUCACAGCUGGUAUUGACCGUUUGUUUGAAGAAAAGAAGUUCUCGACAGAUUUUGAUGGCUGGCUGAAUCUUUCCAAAUCUAUCUGCACUACAGACACUUUCCCUAAACUAAUCUCUUCCAAGUUUGCAUUGUCUGAUGGUACCGAAUAUACGCUGACAGGUAUGGCCAAGGGCGCUGGUAUGAUCUGUCCUAAUAUGGCAACUUUACUAGGUUUCAUCGUCACUGACUUGCCAAUCAAGACCAGCGUACUUCAACCUCUGCUCUCUGGAGCCGUCAACCGUUCCUUCAACUGUAUAUCGGUCGACGGUGAUAUGAGCACGAAUGAUACUAUUUGUAUGAUCGCAAACGGUGCAAUCGACACGACAGUAAUUGAUGAGAACUCUCCUGAUUUUGAGAAGGUGAAGGAUCAAGUAACGGAGUUUGCUAAGCAACUUGCUCAGUUGGUAGUCCGCGAUGGCGAAGGUGCUACCAAGUUUGUUACCGUAAAUGUAAAAAAUAGUGCUGAAUUCAAAGAUGCUAAAAUAAUUGCAGAGACAAUUUCAAAUAGUAUGCUGGUUAAGAGCGCUCUCUACGGGCAAGACGCCAAUUGGGGUAGAAUCUUGUGCGCCAUCGGUUAUUCAAAGCUGGAAAAUCUUGCAUCUUUGGACGAGUCUAAGAUUAACGUCAGUUUCGUGGCCACAGAUGAUUCAACGCCUCGCGAAUUGAAAUUGAUUGUCAACGGUGUUCCGCAAUUUGACAUCGAUGAAACCAGAGCAUCUGAAAUUUUGAAGUUGCCCGACCUCGAGGUUUUGGUUGACCUGGGUACGGGCUCUGAAGAGUGCCAAUUUUGGACAUGCGAUUUGAGUCACGAAUAUGUGACCAUCAAUGGUGACUACCGUUCUUAA